UAAAAUAGAAAAACACAAAAGAAAAAAGAAGCGAACUUUAGCAUCAAUCGAACCAUAUUCUUCAUCUUCUUAUUUAUUUUUUAUAUACUUUCAACAUUGUGACUCUCGGCCUGCCCUCACCAUCUCCUGGGAACCAUCUUCCCUCCUUCACUUUCCAUCCAUUUUUACACUCCAACUUCAAAUUUACUUUGUAUUCACUUUUCCAAUGAGUGACCAAGACCAACCUCCUCCUCCACCACCACCCACUAAUGGCGAAGGCAAACCUCCUCCUAUACCCAGCCCACCACCACCACCACAAGGUGGUGCAGGCCGUUCUUGUUGCUUAUGCAUUUUCAUCUUCCUCCUCUUAGCAGGAGCCGCAGUACUCACCGUCUGGCUCAUCUACCGUCCCCACAAACCCCGUUUCGUCGUCGUCGGCGCCGCUAUAUACGAACUCAACGCCACUUCCCAACCCUUCAUUUCAACUUCUAUGCAGUUCACCAUCGUGAUGAGAAACCCCAACAAGAGAGUCUCUAUCUAUUACGACAAGUUACAAGCUUAUGUUUCGUAUAGGAACCAACAGAUCACUCCCCCUUUGGACUUACCCCCGCUGUACCACGCGACGAAAACAACAGUGGCGUUAUCCCCCGUACUCGGUAGCGGCAUGGUGCCGGCGUCGGCGGAGGUGGUGAAUGGACUGAUGAUAGACGAGACUUACGGAGUGGUGGCGUUGAGGGUAGUGUUGUUGGGGAAACUGAGAUGGAAAGCUGGUGCUAUCAAGACAGUCAAGUAUCGGUUUUACGUACGAUGUGAUGUUUGGGUCGGGUUGAAAAAGGGUGGUGUUGGACCCGUCCCUUUGCUUGGAGCUCCGCCAUGUAAAGUCGAUAUAUGAAAACUCCACUGCCAUGGAUUUUAACGUAGCUAUAGCUUUGGUACUUCACUGUUUCUUUUUAUUGCUUAGUUUUUAUCUGCAGAAAUGCAGAAGAAAAUCAAAAACCAAGUUGAGUUACAGUUGAAUGUUGUAAGAAAAAAAAAAGCUUUUAAUGCCAAAAAAAAAAGGGGUUCUUUCGAUUCUCUUA
This is a messenger RNA of Gossypium arboreum, 1058 nucleotides long. RefSeq names its product NDR1/HIN1-like protein 12. NCBI's taxonomy places the organism in Eukaryota, Viridiplantae, Streptophyta, Magnoliopsida, Malvales, Malvaceae. The record is from RefSeq and is a predicted model, not a curated record. The coding region runs from base 206 to 871 and encodes 221 amino acids. Gene Ontology annotation, biological process: defense response to other organism. The transcript has a single exon.